Adineta steineri is the source of this 804-nucleotide messenger RNA. The record is from the annotation of a GenBank genome assembly. Lineage: Eukaryota; Metazoa; Rotifera; Eurotatoria; Adinetida; Adinetidae.
AUGGGAAAUUCCAAUGUUAUUAGUGAAACAAGAUUUCCACCUGAACCAACUACGAUAUCAAUAACAAUAACUACUACAACGACAACAACAGCAACAACAACAAUUUGUCCUGCUGGAUACGUUCCAACACCAUCAGGAACAUGUGUUAAUACACAACUUGAUUUUCAUAAUUGUGGAUCCGUCGGUUAUGUUUGUCCAUCUACUAAUAGUAGUUGUUCAGGUGGCACAUGUAUAACGCGAAGGGUUCGACUCGUUGGUGCUGUUGCAGUUUCUGCUUUGACAGGUUCUAAUUUCGAUGAUUCAUUAGGAACAAUUACUCUUCCACUUAGCAUUACACUCUAUAGUUAUUCAAGUAAUAGUAUCACUGUGACAAGUAAUGGAGUUCUUUGUCUUGGUAGCUGCAGUACUUCCUAUUCGAGUAGUAGUCUUCCCAGUGCAAAUUUUGCUGGUCCAACAGUUUUUGGACUUUGGGCUGAUCUAUACAUUUUUGCCGGUACAAUUCAAGGAAUUUAUUACGGUGUCACUGGGUCAGCACCUAAUCGAAUAACAACUUUCGAAUUUAUGGAAAGUAUUAUUUCAGAUCCAUCAACCAAUAAUCAAUUUCAAAUUAUUUUUUAUGAAAAUUUAACGAAUAUUGUUAAAUGUUUUUAUAUUGAAACGAACUCUGGAACCCGUGUACCAACUGUAGGUGUGCAACAAUCGGCAACUGGGCCACAGAUAACUUAUUCAGCGGGUCAAUCAAAUCCAGUGGCAGCUAACACAAUAAUCACAUAUAACACAAAUACUGGAACAUAUACUUUAUAG